This is a messenger RNA of Macroventuria anomochaeta, 2307 nucleotides long. RefSeq lists its product as uncharacterized. The transcript has 2 exons. Gene Ontology annotation, biological process: double-strand break repair. The record is from RefSeq and is a predicted model, not a curated record. The coding region runs from base 1 to 2307 and encodes 768 amino acids. Gene Ontology annotation, cellular component: nucleus; site of double-strand break. NCBI's taxonomy places the organism in Eukaryota, Fungi, Ascomycota, Dothideomycetes, Pleosporales, Didymellaceae.
AUGACGACACCCCUCCGCAGCACGCCGCACGCCCAGCUCCCCGCAUCGCAGACCGCGCCCGUCGCCCAGUUCCGCUGUCUCUACACGCCGGACAUCCGCAAGAAGCAGAAGAAAUGGCAGGAUGGCUACCUCACAUUCCACACCUUCAACAGCCGGGUCAUGGUCUAUGACCAGGCCCGCAACUUCCUCGGCGACACAUACUACAAGGACAGCAAUGAGCUGCACGAAGGCGACGAGCUCACACUCGACAAGGGCGUCAUGGUCGAGGUCGCCGAUGCCAUAGGCGUCACCCAGACCGACCUGGCGCCGCUCUUCGAGAAGAAGCCCAAGGAAGCUCCACCGCCUCCAAGUGCACCGCCACGACGCUUCCAGCCGCCCUCACAAGUCGCUCGCCCGCAAGUUGCGCCUUCCACGUCCACCGCACGCCCGAAUGCACAGCAGCUGCGCCACAAGCCACUGAACACACUGCUGGGAACGCCCAAGGGACCGAUUGGGAAAUCACUGCCCAUCAAGUCCCCAUAUGAGGCACGGCAAGAGAGGGAGAAGGAGAAGGAGAAGGAGAAUGACUUUGCGGUUGAUAGGGCGGCGAAGAGGCAGAAGACAACACACAACCCUCUGAGAUCUGCUACCUUGGGAUUGUCUAGCCGAGUGCGGGAAGAGAGCCCUGCACCAAAGAAUGCCCUGCCGUUAUGGGCGAAGACCUCGGAUGCGAGGACGGCUCGAAAGCCUGCGAACCCAAUACCGCCAGGAGCCCCCGUGAUCACCUUGGACGAACUCGACACCAUUACGCAUGUUUCUUCGGACGCUUCGCUGCCCAGUACACCGCCUGGCGUCAGCAAGACAGCAACUGGGCCUGCCGUUACACCAGCACCACCUGUCAGACCCGCGCCCAUCGAGAGGCCGGUGCAGCAAACGCCCAAGCUACGCAGGGGAAAGGUGCCAGUGCCCAGUGUAAAGGCAUUGGAGGCGCCUAGGGCUCCGCCUCCAGCAUCUUCGCCACCAGUCAGUGCCUCGAACAGACUGACGAACGUCGACUUUGCUGUACAGCCAACACCAGCCAAAGAGCCGGCCAGGAGACUACCCAAACAGCCUUCGCCUCCACAGCCUGCACCACCUUCGAAAUCUCCAACUAGAAAUCCUCAAGCAAAGUCCCUGCGGCUUUCAAAAGGCCCUAAGCGCAAAGCGAACACGGAUGGUGGCGAUGCAACGAAACGGGCCAGGCGACUACCUGAUAAUGCACUCGAAAUCUUCGAGAGUGACCAGGAAGUGAUUCAUGGCUUGAUGGAUCAGCGACUCUUGGUGUCUGAAACACCACACCCUGAGCCUAUGCUAGCACCUGACAGCCCUGAGCAAAUGUUGUCUAAAUCCAGAACAUCAAAAUCAGUCGCGCGCAACGCCCCCAAAACCACUCCACCGAAGACAAAGGAAGGGGGGGCCCUGCGAGCGACACUGCCUCCAGCUCAAAUCCCUAAAGCGUCAGAACCCAAAAGGAGGCCAGUAGAGAAGUCGCAGCCAGUCCAUAAACCCCCUCCGCCAGCUGUGCCAAUUGCCGAACCCGUGCAGAUAAUAGGCAGAGCAGCUUCGCCCGCUUUGAGUGCUGUUUCGGAGUCACGGUCACGAACUACAUCACUGUCACCGCGCAAGCUCGCUGCCUUAUCAACAGGUGGUUUCCGCAAGAAAUCUAAGCGCGCAACACCCCAGCCAACGACACCAGCGUCAGACAAGCCUCCAUCAGCACCCCGCAAUGAGACCGUUGCACUCCCACCUCACCCCUUGCGCGCCAACAAAAGGGGCCCCGUGAUGACCACCACAGAGCUCGCGGCCAUGUUGCAGAAGCCAAAGAAGAAGCCAAACGUCUCUGUCGAUCCGAUCGAAGACGAAGGUGCCACAACAGGGAUUUCUCCGAACCUUAAAGUCAGACGCGUGCGCAGCGACAACGAUGCACCGAUCCCCAGCACAAGCGAGGAUUGGGAAAAGAAGAACCUGCCAAAACCCACACCAACCAUCACUGACACAGAAUCUACCAUGGCAGUCGAAGCACCCGAGGUGCCAGCCGUGGCUGCCGUACCUGCUAGAAAGAAGUCCGGUUUAGCGGCACUCAUCAAGAAGACGGAUCCACGGAAGAAGUUUGUCAGGACGCAGAGCUUACAUGUUGAUACGAAUGUGACGGUUGAAAACGAUGCGGACUCGCCGUUGGUGAGUCCGGUGGUGGAUAAAGAUGUUGGGCCGUGGAGUACGGAAGCGUUUGAUUUGUUUGAUUGGAGACCGCCGAGGGGUACUGGUGCCUCCACACCCCUCACAUCUUAG